AUGAUUGUGAUGCUCUUUAUAUGCACGCCGAGUUCUGCGCGCGCUCGGACUUACAUCACCUACAGAAGGUGGUUAAAGCCCAUCGGGAUGAGGAAAUUGACCGACGUUGUAGACGACCGGUCCGAGUGGGAAAGCAAAUUUACCGAGUCCCAAGUCUGGGAGGAUGGGGGAAAGGCAGUCUGGCUGCGUAACGCCGAUCCCACGCUGUUGCGGAGGAGGGGCAGAGGAAGAACUCCUCCAAGGGACAAUUUGCUCAAGAUGUGUUUUGUUUUGUUUCGGCGGAAGCAUUUGCAGCUCGACCCAGAUUGGAAAUCCUGGGAGGAGAGCCACCCCAAUCACAAGCUGCAGAGGACCCGAGAGGGCAUUGACACGUUGAGGAAAAAUAUGCAGAAGUUAGAGUUCUCAUCGCUUGACACUUCGGCAUUUCUGAACGUGAGAACGUGGAUGCUAAUAGACGUGACCAUGGAACGAGUAAGGAUGCAGCAUACGAUUAUAGUGCUUGGUGGUGUCAUAUCGAUCGAAUUCUUGCAGCUCACUGCCACACUUUGGCUUGAAGACUCUGCAGUUUCAGAUUCAACGCUUCGUGGCGUUUGGCACUUCUUUGUACAGGGUGUCUUCCUGGCGCUCCUGGUAAACGCCGCCGCCGGAAUGAAUCAGACCAUGCGCGACAGGAUGGUGCUCACGCUCCGAUAUUGGAAGACACGCGUCAUGAAGGUGGCCCUGCGGUCUCACAACGUAGAGUUAUCCAGGGACGAGCUGAACAGCUGGCGCAGCCCGCAGCCUCCAAUCUUCCUGACCGAUGUUCGCGUGCAAGUGGAUAACCAUAUCAGGGUGAUCCAGGACGGUCUCGAAUUUUUGAUCAGUAUGAUCGAAAAGCAGGAGCAGCCAAUAUCCAUGUUCGGGUUCGAGGUGUCAUAUAAGCUGCACAGCAGUAUUAUGGCCCUCGUGACAUCCAUCGUGGUUUCGUUCGUGUGGAGGCGCUACGAGGUCAAGCUGAAACAGCUGUUCGAAGUCAGCCUUUGA
This is a messenger RNA of Prorocentrum cordatum, 1023 nucleotides long. The record is from the annotation of a GenBank genome assembly. Lineage: Eukaryota; Dinophyceae; Prorocentrales; Prorocentraceae.